This is a messenger RNA of Megalobrama amblycephala (Wuchang bream), 1561 nucleotides long. RefSeq lists its product as uncharacterized. The coding region runs from base 304 to 1401 and encodes 365 amino acids. Lineage: Eukaryota; Metazoa; Chordata; Actinopteri; Cypriniformes; Xenocyprididae. The record is from RefSeq and is a predicted model, not a curated record. The transcript has 5 exons.
AUAUUUUUAGUUUCCAUUCUUAGUACAAUAUAGGUUCAAAUGUACUAUAAGUGGUAUCGCAGAUAUGACGCCAUUGACAGGCGACUCACUCGUCCCGUAUCUUUGGUUAAAAUAGCAAUUUUUUGCACGAUUUACAAAUAGUUGGAAACAUUUGGGAUAUUGUAAGUACUCAAGUAAACAAAAUAUAUAACACUGGACUAGUGGUUUUUGGAUAUUUUACUGCAAAAAUCUUACAUAUUGUGCUUUAAACGAUUAGAAGUGUUUUAGUGAAGCUUCAUCAAAUCAACAUCAAGUGAUUUUAAAAUGAUUUUAAUCUGUGAAAACUCUUCAGGUCUGAUAUUCCCACUAGAGUUUCCAGUGUUAGUGAAGAAGGGAUAUUCAGUCACUCUAAACUCUAAUCUUACUGAAAUGAAGGAUGAUGAUGUGAUUCAGUGGAGGUUUGGAAACACUUUAAUAGCUGAAAUCAAUGUAACGGCUGACAGAAUCACUGUAUAUGAUGAUGUUCUUGAUGGGAGAUUCAGAGACAGACUGAAGCUGGACAAUCAAACUGGAUCUCUGACCAUCACAAACACCACAACUGAACAUGAUGGAGUUUAUAAACGAAAGAUCAACAGUGUGGAAAAGAGUUUCAUUCUCGUUGUCUUUGUUCAAAUAUCAGUGAAGGAGGGAGAUUCAGUCACUCUAAACUCUGAUCUUACUGAAAUAAAGGAUGAUGAUGUGAUUCAGUGGAGGUCUGAAUUCACUUCAAUAGCUGAAAUCAAUAAACGGGUCGACAGAAUCACUGUAUAUGAUGAUGUUCUUGAUUGGAGAUUCAGAGACAGACUGAAGCUGGACAAUCAAACUGGAUCUCUGACCAUCACAAACAUCACAACUGAACAUACUGGACUUUAUGAACUACAGAUCAACAGUGUGAGAAAGAUUUUCUUUCUCCGUGUCUUUGUUGAAAUAUCAGUGAAGAAGGGAGAUUCAGUCACUCUAAACUCUGAUCUUACUGAAAUGAAGGAUGUUGAUGUGAUUCAGUGGAGGUUUGGAAACACUUUAAUAGCUGAAAUCAAUGUAACGGCUGACAGAAUCACUGUAUAUGAUGAUGUUCUUGAUGGGAGAUUCAGAGACAGACUGAAGCUGGACAAUCAAACUGGAUCUCUGACCAUCACAAACAUCACAACUGAACAUGCUGGAGAUUAUGUGCUGAUAAAUGGAGCAAAACUAUCAUCAAAAGGUUUCAGAGUUUCUGUCUAUGACUCUGUCCACUGUUGUGGUCCUACUGAAGCUGUGAUCCGAUUGGUCCUCUCUGCUCUGGUGGGCGUGGCUACUGUCAUUCUUCUGGUUUAUGACAUCAGAUCCAGAAGAGCUGAACAACAUCAAGCACAUAUUCACACAUCAGGAAGUAUUGAAAUCUAAAGCAGAACGCUGAACUUUAAAGUUUCUUCAGAUGUUUUUUUUUUUUCAUAAUAAAUACUGAUGAUUAUUCAAUCUUGUUCUCUCUUUUUCAAUGGUAUUUUUUUUAAAAUGCAAUUCAAAAGGCUUUAUUGUUUAUAUUUGCUUGUCUUUAUCAAUAAAG